Messenger RNA from Haliotis rufescens (red abalone), 3700 nucleotides. RefSeq names its product glutamate receptor 2-like. The record is from RefSeq and is a predicted model, not a curated record. The coding region runs from base 320 to 3124 and encodes 934 amino acids. Gene Ontology annotation, molecular function: glutamate-gated receptor activity; transmitter-gated monoatomic ion channel activity involved in regulation of postsynaptic membrane potential. Gene Ontology annotation, biological process: synaptic transmission, glutamatergic; modulation of chemical synaptic transmission; monoatomic ion transport. Lineage: Eukaryota; Metazoa; Mollusca; Gastropoda; Lepetellida; Haliotidae. The transcript has 18 exons. Gene Ontology annotation, cellular component: plasma membrane; postsynaptic membrane.
UCGUGUAUUUAAGACAGUUUUAUUCCCUUCCAUGAAAAUCUGAAAAUGCCGGAAAGGUCCUCUCAGUGAACAAGUUGCCAACUGUUUUCUCGCCUCCUUGGCAGGAGAGCGGUGUAAGGGAAAGCACUGCGCCUGCACUGUAUCUUUACGACUUGCCGUAAAAAUCAAUAAAGAUAAAGAAGGGUGUCACCAGUAAGCGGCUGUAUGAGCAUGCGCAAAAUGAACUGUGACAACCGCCAAACGCACGUGUGUGUUUGUUAUGUGGAAAUGACUUGGAUCUAAAGUGUUUUCGCAAAGGAAUUUAAAUUAAACAACCAGAAUGAGAUGCGUUGGCCUGGAUACGGUUUGUGCAAUUGUGAUAUUGUGUUUAGAAGUAACGUGGGCAUUCCAGAGAUUCAUACCAAUAGGUGCUAUAUUUGACAAAAAUGACCUGAUCUCCAAACGAGCGUUUGACUACGCCGUUGAACAACAUGCUGCGAAUGAAGACAGAGAGCAGUAUUUCCAGUUUAAUGUCACAGUGGAUUUGAUAGAUAUAUCGGAUAACUUCCAGCUGGCUUCAGCAAUAUGCAAACAGAUGAGCGAUGGAGUUUUUGCAAUACUUGGCCAGAAAGAGAUGACCUCCACCGACAUUGUCAAGUCUUUCGCGAAGACGUUCCACAUGCCGUUCAUCACGCCGAGCCUGUCCCGCAUUGCCGUCAGUGAAGAGUCUAACUUCGAGCUGCACAUGCGCCCGGACUACACGUACGCCCUCACUGACGUCAUUCAUAAGCUCAACUGGGGACAGGUCCACUUCCUGUAUGACAGUGACGAAGGCUUGUUGCGCCUGCAGCAGAUAUUCUGGUCCCUUCGAGAUCAACCUUUUGUCGAGGGAUUCGCCGUACAGCGUCUGCAAGACGUCCGAGACAUCCACGACGAAUUACGUCACCUUGACAGAAGUUACGCCGGGUCCUACAAAAACAUCGUCCUUGACCUUUCCUCAGAAGAAGCUUACGACCUCGUCCUACGUCAGAUACCCGAAGUUGGUAUGAACAAAUAUGGCUACAAUUAUCUGCUGGGAUCUCUGGAUUUCAAAAAUUUAAAUUUGACACGAUAUCGUCACGGUGGUGUCAACGUCACAGGAUUCCAACUUCUCGACGAGAAAAACGAGAUUAGCCGAGAUUUCCUGGAGGCCUUGGGCAUGACCCCUGGGCGUUUCUCGUCCCCCAAGGAUUACCAGUCCGUCCCGGUCCGCGCGGCCCUGUUGGUGGAUGCUGUGUACCUGCUGGGCCAGGCCAUCUACAGCAUGAUGCAGAACGACACCGACGUGUUCCGCUACAACUUCAGGCGAGGAGACCUCUACACCUACAACGACACUAAGGGGAUCCCAUGUGAUAAACGCCCGCCUGUGCCUUGGAUGCACGGGGAGGAAAUUCUACACAGAAUAAAACAGAUGCAGCCCACGGGUCUGUCUGGCGUUCUUUCCUUCGACAGGAAGGGAUUCAGACAGGACUACAGCCUGGGGGUGUACUCCGUCAGUCUGGACAACGGACCCUCAAAGAUCGGCACCUGGUACAGCAGCGAGCGGGGAUUCGAGAGUGAGAAGCAGGAUGCAGGGCAACAGAUGUAUGAGCAGUAUCCGGAGCGAGGAGCCAACUCCACCACCAAGACCAUAACGUCUAUAUUGAUAGAUCCUUUCUUGAUGUGGGCCAAGGAAGACGCGGGAAGGCCCAAGAUUGGUAAUGAGAGGUUUCAAGGCUACGCCGCUGACCUGUCCUACGCCAUGUCUCAGAAGGUUGGUUUCGACUACUAUAUCAGGCUUGUGAAAGAUGGAGCCUACGGAUUGAAAGAGAAUAACUCUCAGAAAUGGAAUGGUAUGAUCGGAGAACUCACACGAAAGGAAGCCGAUAUGGCAAUAGCUCCAUUGACCAUCACAGCAGAUCGAGAACGUUUUGUGGACUUCUCAAAACCUUUCAUGAACUUCGGUAUCAGCAUCAUGAUCAAGAAGCCCGAGAAACAGAAGCCGGGCGUGUUCUCCUUCAUGCAACCCCUGCGGGUGGAGAUCUGGGUGUGCAUCACGGUGGCCUACAUCGGCGUCAGUGUGGGGCUGUUCCUGGUCAGCCGAUUCAGCCCCCUCGAGUGGAAGAAGGGCCCCGAGGCUACAGGGGAGGAAAUGGCCAAUGAAUUCUCCUUGUUCAACUCAUUCUGGUUCUCUAUGGGUGCGCUCAUGUUCCAAGGAAGCGACUCCUGUCCGAGAUCGGUGUCGGGUCGUAUAAUAGGAGGUGUGUGGUGGUUUUUCGUCCUCAUAAUCAUAUCCUCCUAUACCGCCAACUUGGCUGCCUUCCUCACGAUAGAGCGGAUGUUUACACCCAUAGAGUCGGCUGACGACCUUGCCAAGCAGACGACAAUCAAAUAUGGAACGAUUGAUUCAGGAACAUCGUUACUUUUUUUCAAAAACUCCGAGGUACCCACGUACAAACAGAUGUGGAACUUUAUGAGUGCCAACUCAGAUGUGUUCGUCAAGACGGCGGAGGAGGGCGUGGCCAAGGUCAGGGACUCCAAGGGAAAGUACGCGUUCCUCCUGGAAUCUUCCAUCAACGAAUACACAAACAACCGGAAGCCGUGCGACACCAUGAAAGUGGGGCCAAAGCUCAACUCAAAAGGCUUCGGUGUUGCGACACCAAGGGGCUCAGAACUAAGGGACAAGAUCACUCUGGCAGUUCUAACCCUCCGCGAAGAUGGAACUCUCCACACGCUGCAGAACAAAUGGUGGUUCGAGAAAGGCCAGUGCGGAAUAGACGGAGGGUCAAAGGACUCCGGGAAGCGUUCCCUGUCGCUAAGCAACGUUGCGGGGGUGUUCUACAUUCUCGUCGGCGGUCUUGUGUUUGCAAUAAUUCUGGGAGUGUUUGAGUUUAUGUGUUUUAGAGCGAAAAAUCCAAAGGCUGCGUGCACGCCAUCACAAGCGACGUACCUGCGGGGGACCGAGACGGCGACGACGUUGUGUACUCCAAACGACAGGGAGGACGGCAAUCUACCGUAUGAUUAUCAAAAUGAGAAAAAUUUAGCAGAGGUACACUACACGUACGACCAACCUCGACUUUUUGGAUUUGAGGCUUUUAACGACAACAAACCAAACACAGACGUUUAAGAGAAGAUUUCCCUACAACAUAGUGUAUAACGAGCACUACAUCAAAAUAACGUGUCUCUUCAUCAAGGUCAGAUGUAAAGUCAAACAGCUCAACCGCCCUUGACCUUGGUGACCUCAAACGUGAUCAAACAUGGUCCUAUAAAAUUCAAGUGGCCAUAGAAAACAAGAAACAAGAUUACCCAUGAAGGUGUUUUUUAUUGUCAAUGAAGAUGAAGUAGGGUAGUCUAGUGGUUAAAUCGUUCCGUCGUGACGCCGAAAACCCGGGUUCGAUUCCCUACAAUGGUGCAGUGGAUGUAUGCAGACUAUCAUUAGACAUCACGCGACAAGAUUAACCCUUAACACGGCAUCAAACAAAUCUCGCUCACCUAGGGUGUAUGGGUUUUGUCUUGGAUUAUCAUACGGAUUAAUGUAAGACGCAUAACCUAACUCCAGGAGAGUAUUUCUUUACCCCUUCUGAAACAGGGGGCACAGGUGGCCCAGUCGUCUAAGGCGCCGCAAUUCGCUGUGCAGAGUUGCGUCUCUUGGACACGCUAAAAACCUAUGAUUGUGGGUUCGAAUCCCGGUUCGCCCUGAUCA